Macrobrachium nipponense is the source of this 1289-nucleotide messenger RNA. RefSeq names its product keratin, type I cytoskeletal 9-like. The record is from RefSeq and is a predicted model, not a curated record. The coding region runs from base 107 to 1123 and encodes 338 amino acids. Gene Ontology annotation, cellular component: mediator complex. The transcript has 4 exons. NCBI's taxonomy places the organism in Eukaryota, Metazoa, Arthropoda, Malacostraca, Decapoda, Palaemonidae.
UGAAAGCUACCAACAGGAAGAAGAAGAAGACUUCAAGACGUUUUUCAACAACAAAACUUCGGUGUUUUAGUCUUAGAUCGCUUUCUUUCCCUUAGAUAUUAGAAGAAUGGCAGCGACACCGACUCCUGGUAACCUUUUUGAUGAAUUUGAAGAGGCAUUUCAGAAUUGCAUGGCUCCUUUGAUUAAAGAAGACCAUUUCAAUGCUGUUAACCAGGAUGAGCUUAGAACAAAUGCAGAGACAAGUGGUCAGAGAUUCUUGGACAUAGCAAGACAACUAGAAGCGUUUUUUCUUCAGAAACGUUACUUGUUAUCGAUUCAGAAACCCGAACUAAUUUUAAUGGAGGACAUUUUAGAAAUGCGAAGUGAGUUAUCACGGAAAGAUGAGCUUCUCAAGAAACAUGCUGAUAAAUUGGGUGAAUGGCAGAACCUUUUGUCUUCUAUGCAAACUCGAUUGGGUGCAACAUCUGCAGCUAAUCGCCCUUCAGGUCCUACAACACAAGGACCUACACAUUCGUCAGGGAUGGUGGGAGGAGGAGGAGGAGGAGGCAGCAGUGGAGGGCCCUCUUCAGGUGCUUCUUCAGGUGGCCCAUCUUCAGGAGCAGCAGGCAGUAGUGGAGGUGGAGGUGGUAGUGGAGGAGGGGGAGUCACAAGCGGUGGCACUGGAGGCAGUGGAGGAUGUGGAAGUGCUGGCAGUGGUGGAGGUGGCAGUGUAGGGAUAGGAGGCGGCGGCAGUGGAGGAACUGGAAUGAGCACUAGUGGUCCUCCAUCUGCUGGGUCACAUGGGUCAGUACCAAUGCCUGGUUUAAGUCCAGUUGGGGGGAACAUGUGCCCUACUUCAGUGCCAUCUUCAGGACCCCCUCCUCCUAUGUCACACAGUAUGAAUCCUGGAAUGGGCAUGGCGCAACCUUCAAUGAUGCAAAUGGGUGGUGGAGGAGGGAGCAUGGGCCCGGGUCCUGGUAUGGGGGGCAUAGGUGGCAUGACUCAGGGGACUUAUCAGGGUGGCCCAGGUGGUGGAAUGUUCCCAGGAAGUAUGGGACAGCAACCCCCUGGAGGCCUACAAGGGCCCCUUGCUUAUCUUGAAAAAACAACUACUAAUAUUGGCGUACCAGAACCCAGACGCUAACUAACAUUCAGCUUUGCACUUCUUUCUUUGGUUUUGUAUUUAUAACCAUAUUCAUAUAGUAUUUGUACCUUUUAACUGCUUACUUAUAAAAUGCUUUUAAUCUAAUACAGACUGAUAUAUUUGUAACGACUGACUAGUAUUAUACCAAAUACAUAUCGGAUAAGAA